AUGAUGAAGAAAUUCACCCGCGCCUACUCUUCGGCGGCAACUACUUUGGGUUCAAACCCUAUCCCUCCUUCAAAGAUCCAGUAUAUUCCUACGUCAGGGAAAUACCCAAAGGGCUUCAAUGCCUCAGGCGUCUUGGCUGGCGUCAAGCCUGGAAACACCAGCAAGCCCGAUAUCGCCAUCGUCACCUCUGAUCGACCAUGCGCUGCUGCUGGUGUCUUUACAAAGAACAAGUUCCAGGCUGCUCCUGUGACGUACAGUAGGAAAUUGUUACAGCAGAAGAAUAACGCUGGUCUGCGAAGCGUCGUCGUCAAUUCGGGCAACGCGAAUGCUGUCACCGGCACCGGAGGUCUUGAAGAUGCUACCAGCAUGGCUCACACCACGGACCAAAAGGUUGGCGAUGAGAACUCUACUAUUGUUAUGAGUACCGGAGUUAUUGGCCAGAGGCUUCCAAUUCAGAAGAUUCUUGACAAGAUUCCUACCGCUGUUAGCAAGGCUGGCAGUUCUCACACCCACUGGCUCGAGUGCGCAAAGGCCAUCUGCACAACAGACACCUUCCCCAAGCUCAUGUCCCGAAGCUUUGAGCUUCCUUCUUCCCCAGGCGUCGAGUACCGCAUCGCUGGUAUGACCAAGGGGGCGGGCAUGAUUGCUCCCAACAUGGCGACUCUUCUCACCAUCUUGGCUACUGAUGCUCCCAUUUCUCCUGCUGUCAUGCCUAACGUUCUUCGACAUGCAGUGGACCGAUCUUUCAACUCCAUCACCAUCGAUGGUGACACUUCUACCAACGACACCGUCGCUCUUCUCGCUAAUGGCGCAGCUGGUGGUAAGGAGGUCACCUCUGAGCAGUCUCCCGACUAUGAAGCCUUCCAGAAGCUCUUGACCGAGUUCUCUGUUGACCUGGCCAAGUAUGUUGUCCGAGACGGCGAGGGUGCUACCAAGUUCGUGACCAUCCGUGUCGUCGACAGCGCGUCUGAGGAGGCAGCCCGCCAGGUUGGCCGAACUAUCGCUACAUCACCCCUCGUUAAGACCGCCCUCUACGGUAAGGAUGCCAACUGGGGCCGAGUUCUCUGCGCAACCGGUUACGCUCUUAUCUCUGCCCCCGGACAGCCCGUGAACGAUGUUCCUGAGAUCACUCCCGAGCGAACCAACGUCUCCUUCAUCCCUACCGACGGCUCAGCUGAGUUGAAGCUGCUUGUCGAUGGUGAGCCUGAGCAGGUUGAUGAGACGCGAGCGGCCGAAAUCCUUGCCAUGGAGGAUCUCGAGAUUGUGGUCAGGCUCGGAACAGGUGAUAAGUCUGCUGUGCAUUAUACUUGCGAUUUCAGCCACGACUAUGUUACCAUUAACGGUGACUACCGAACAUAA
Molecule: messenger RNA, 1359 nt
Organism: Fusarium pseudograminearum CS3096
Lineage: Eukaryota; Fungi; Ascomycota; Sordariomycetes; Hypocreales; Nectriaceae
Exons: 2
Coding region: 1-1359 (452 amino acids)
Biological process (GO): L-arginine biosynthetic process; L-ornithine biosynthetic process
Cellular component (GO): mitochondrial matrix
Molecular function (GO): L-glutamate N-acetyltransferase activity, acting on acetyl-CoA as donor; L-glutamate N-acetyltransferase activity, acting on acetyl-L-ornithine as donor
Source: RefSeq, a predicted model, not a curated record